UCAGGCUACGGCCCGGUGGUUAUUAGUAUGUAAUUGCCGGUUGGACGCGGGAACAAACAUUAGGCUGACGUGGUACUCUUCAUCAACACCGAAUUCAAAUCCUUUUACUCUUUAUUCUAGUUCCAGUUCAACAUCCAAAGAGCCUGAGAAAGAAACUAAAGCUGAGAAUGGCUGUUUUCAGUUCUUGGAGUACUGCUCAAUCUCAACGGGUUUUUCUUUCUUUCACUUCGAAUUCAGUUGACUUCAUUUCCAAUUCAAAGAGUAGGAAAUCUAUUUGUUGUUCUUCCUCUUCUUCAGAAUUGAAUCCAGUUAGGUUGGAGGUAUGUUUCUCUGUUGGAACUCAUCUCAUACCACAUCCGAGUAAGGUUGAGAAAGGUGGGGAGGAUGCUUUUCUUGUGAGCAAUUUCAAUGGUGGUGUCCUUGCCAUUGCAGAUGGAGUUUCCGGGUGGGCUGAAAAAAACGUAGACCCUUCAUUCUUUCCAAAAGAGCUGAUGGCUAAUGCUUCAUAUCUAAUUGAUAAAGAGGAGGUAGAAUAUGAACCGCAAAUCCUUUUGGGUAGGGCGCAUGCUGCAACCUCGUCUAGAGGUUCAGCUACUGUAAUUGUUGCGAUGUUGGAGAAAACUGGGGUCUUGAAAAUUGCCAAUGUUGGGGAUUGUGGCUUAAGGGUUCUUAGAAAAGGACGACUUAUUUUUUCUACAGCUCCACAAGAGCACUAUUUUGAUUGUCCAUACCAAUUGAGCUCCGAGGCAAUUAGUCAGACAUACCUAGAUGCCGCGGUUAGCAACAUAGAUGUAAUGGAGGGAGAUAAAAUCAUUAUGGGUUCAGAUGGGUUAUUCGAUAAUGUUUACGACCGUGAAAUUGUUUCAACAAUCUCCCGAAUCAACAAUGUUGCCGAAGCUGCCAAGGCAUUGGCUGUUCUAGCAAAUGAGCAUUCAAGGGAUGCCAAUUUUGAUUCUCCUUACUCAUUGGAGGCUCGAGACCGAGGUUUUGAUGUUCCCUGGUGGAAGAAAGUUAUUGGAAGGAAGCUAGUAGGUGGGAAGCUGGACGAUAUCACUGUGAUUGUUGGGGAAGUCGUAAGUUCAUGAAAAUAGUUUUUCUUCAGUCUGAAGAGAACAUGACAAAUACAUGUUGCAGAAUUAGUAUUUGAUAUUGACGAUUUAUUCUUUUCUUGAUGACAAAGUGAAGGAGCUUAUAAGAUUAUCAACCCUUGAACAACUUGGGGACUUCUCUGAGGAACACAUACAUUACAUUAUAUCGCCAUUGAACGAAUGUACACUCCUGUAAAGUUUCUCCUUAUUAUAUGUAUUCAGGGAUGGCGGCAGCCUGCAAACUGGAGCAACUAUUUCUUCUUGCCAGUUUUGACCACCACCUUGUGAAUACUUGCUUGUCAAAAUAUAAACCAAAAAGCCCACAAAUUUCUUUUACAGUUUUUCUUAAACCCUAAGCUUACUGAAAAUGUAUAGGAAGUACAUUCAGUGGGAAGAACUUAACAAUAAGGUUUAGAAAAAUGAAUGUAUUAAGUUUUUGAGUAAAAUAUAGUUGUCUGAUAAC
Papaver somniferum (opium poppy) is the source of this 1551-nucleotide messenger RNA. Its product is annotated as probable protein phosphatase 2C 26. Bases 168 to 1085 code for a protein of 305 amino acids. The record is from RefSeq and is a predicted model, not a curated record. NCBI's taxonomy places the organism in Eukaryota, Viridiplantae, Streptophyta, Magnoliopsida, Ranunculales, Papaveraceae. The transcript is spliced from 11 exons.